Molecule: messenger RNA, 2157 nt
Organism: Vigna angularis (adzuki bean)
Lineage: Eukaryota; Viridiplantae; Streptophyta; Magnoliopsida; Fabales; Fabaceae
Exons: 1
Coding region: 652-2001 (449 amino acids)
Biological process (GO): defense response
Source: RefSeq, a predicted model, not a curated record
AAUUAAUGCACGAAUUGCUUGAUGUUGAAUUAUGGAGAUUAUUUAAACUGUUUAGAUAUAAUAUAAAUAUUUAAAAAGAGUACGAUAAAUUGUUAGUAUUAGAUUUGUUUUUCAUUGUCUAAAGCUUUAUAUAGAAACUAGUUUCAAAAUUAGCAUUAAUAUACAAUAUUACCACAAUAAGUUUCAUACAUACAUACGUUUACUAUAUAUGUCACAAAUAGCACAGUUAAACACAAACUAAGUCGUAGAAAGUUGUGACAUUUUUAAACACGUAAGCAUGAUUUGUAAUGACACAAUUUCAAGUCCUACAACAUACCUUUUACUAACAAACUAAUCCUGAUAUAGACCGAAAUCAUAAGAACAAACAUUUCCAGAUCAUGAUUCCUAAAAAAGGGAACAAAUUAAGGUUGUAAAACUUUCGAGCACCACUGUGAUUUGCUAUGGUUAGUACAACAAAAUUGUUCUCCCUUAUUCACAAAAUCGCUUAUUUCUUUCCCAUGCACCUUCACGAAACUCACUCACCAUCUUCUUUCUAUCCAAAGCAUUGAAGCCAUAGAACGCUUCUGAUAAACUCAACCACAAACACUUUCAUUUCAAUUUUCCCAUUGAUCUUGUUGAUGCGAUUUGAUUGUCCUUGCUAACAGUGCUAUCAUGUCCAACAUUUUAGCAUGUUUCCAACUCCUAGAACUCAAUGUCAUAUCUGCACAAGACUUGGCUCCUGCAGGUCGUUCAAUGAGGACCUAUGCAGUGGCAUGGAUUGACCCAGAUCGCAAACUUUCCACUCGAGUUGAUUCUCACGGCGGAACCAACCCAACUUGGAAUGACAAGUUUGUCUUUCGAAUUGAUGAAGACUUUCUGUAUGAUGAAAAGUCUGUGAUAACUAUUGACAUUUACGCUCUUCAUUGGUUUCGAGACAUUCAUGUGGGCACUGCUCAUGUUCUCUCCAGUGACAUUUUUCCACCACCUUCACAACCUCAACCCCAGAGAAACACUUACACACCCACAGGAAUGAGAUUCAUGGGGCUUCAAGUUCAAAGACCUUCAGGUCGCCCCAAAGGAAUUUUGAACAUUGGUGCUGCUAGAAUUGACAGUUCCAUGCGCAGCAUGCCUCUUUACAUGCAAAACUCCCCAAUAGUUGGAUACAGUCAAGAUGAUCAUGAUCAACCAAAACGUCAAGCCAAGCCAGAGCUUCGACGCUCAAAAAGUGAUUCCAGCUCAAUGCUUGGCUCAGAAGUGGUAGUUCCCGACCCUCAAGCCAAGACCAAAAGGGAGAGGGCAAGUUCUCAAGUUCUCGCUUCAGAAAUAAGCUCCAAGAAGAGUAAAAAGAAAGCUAGCUCCAUAUUAAGUGCCACAUUCAUGAAGGGAACCCCAAAAGAUGGCAAAUUGGGUAGAAAGAAGACUAAAGCGAGAGGCCAUGAUUCACCAAACAACUUCAAUGCAAGGGUAAAUGUUGAUUACCCAGUAAAGUCCACGCCCAAGCGCCAGUUUCAAAACUCUACCUUUCCAGCCAAGUCUUAUAAUAACAACAACAAUUACGUAGGUAGUGUGAGAGCCACUCCAUUGCAUGCCUUUGCGAUUGCAGACACGACAAUGGAAUAUGGAACCCCGUACCGCUCCAACUUGGGUUGUCGUCCUUUUAUGACGGACUCCGAAUUAGGUCCGUCAGCUUCGGAGGUGGCGGAGGUGGUGGCGAGACUACCAAUGGAGGAGGGGGAGAAUUCUACGGAGGGAGGGUGGAGCUUCGAUGACGGCGCGGAGGGCCCGCAACCUAAGGGGGAGAGGUGGCAGACGGAGUCCAAUGUCACGGGGGCAAGCAGAAAAGGGAAACAUUCACGAAGGCAUGCAGAUGGGUCAAAUGGGUUGUUCUCUUGCUUCAGUGUAAUAUGUGGAGUUGAGUGCUCCAUUGUUUGCGGUGGUGGCGGCGGCGGCAAGAAGCAUCGCCGGCGGCGGGUUCAAGCAGUGGACAAUGAAAGCUUUCUAUCAGAAGAGGAGGCGUAUUGAGGGGUGCAUGCUUGCAUGACUGGUCGAACAUGGAGAUAAGAAAAUUAUGUGAGAAUUCAGUAAACUCAAUCUUCGUAAUUCAUUGUACUUUUUAUGUUUAUUUUAACCUGAUUCUUUUGUACUCCAUUGUGUUUCUAAUGAAUUUCACGUUGCAAA